Epinephelus lanceolatus (giant grouper) is the source of this 3039-nucleotide messenger RNA. Its product is annotated as transmembrane gamma-carboxyglutamic acid protein 3. Lineage: Eukaryota; Metazoa; Chordata; Actinopteri; Perciformes; Serranidae. Gene Ontology annotation, biological process: positive regulation of mitochondrial fission. Gene Ontology annotation, cellular component: mitochondrial outer membrane; peroxisome. The record is from RefSeq and is a predicted model, not a curated record.
GUACAGAAAUAACCGGCGGAGAGUAGAGGCAUGUUAGCGAAGCAUAUCCUCCCAGCUACUCUGACACAGUGACCAAGUCUUGUCAAGGUGUUUUCACAUGAUGAUGGCGUUCACUUUGUACCCAAGCGAGAUGUCCCAGGUCCCUGGACGGGAUCCAGUGCUCAUAGAGAGCAUCAACAAAAACAUGCGUGUCCCAGAACGCCUGAGCGUUACCCCGGGGCAGCAGUGGCAGGAGGAGGGUGGAGAGGAGGCCAUGAGGAGGCCACAGGAGCCUCCACCUGCUUACACCAUGCACGUCCCUGACAGGCUGACAUAUACAGAAGCCCCUGAUAUGAGCCCCAGACCUCUGUUCACUCAGUCCAAACCAACCAUCUGUGGCCCUCUGGGUGCUGAACCGUGCUGGGAGAGUCCUUCAGGAGAGGUCUUCUUCAGAGACGUGCUGCAGAGUCCCAUACGGAGAUCUUACAGUGACCAAAGCUUUGGCAGAACGCCGCCUGGCACACCGACCCAGCUCAAACAGGCACUGGCACUGCCCAGACACCCGUCCAGCUCUCGAGGUUCAGGCCAUCAACUCCAGCAAUGCUCCACUCCUUCUCCUUCCACGCAGACCACUGACCAUCAGGCCCAGGCUCUCCCUGACACCCCCCCCAGCCUCCUGUCUCCACACUCCAUGCUGCAGACAGCCAAGCAGCUGGGCCUGAAGGCCUCACAGCGCCUACUGCAGACAGUCAGCCAGAAGUACAGAUUUCCCAGCCAAGAGAAGCUGCCACCAGCGAGAGUCGUGACCAAGGUCCCUGCAUCAGCACUUGUGGAGCACAGCAGCAAAAGGGCCAUGGAGAACUGGAGCCCAGAGGAAGAGGGAGGAGCUGCAGUUGAGUUCAUUAUCCUCAGGAGACAGGUGAUGAAGAUGAGUCGCCGGCUGGCGGCACUUGAGAGGCACAACGCUGACAGGAGGAAUACUGAAGUUGUCCUGUUCUCGCUGCUUUUCUCCGCCUGCCUGCUCAACGUCUGGCUGUGGAUCCGCAGAUAACACUCAACUCACUGUCCUACACACCUGUACACUGGUUUGGCUGAUCUUGUGAGGACUUAAUUAAUAGACUGAUUGUCUUUUAAUAGAAUUUUAGCAGCUGUUCAAGGAAUGUUUUAGCAAAGUCAGAUCAGGCUUUUGUGUUAAACUGGUUGACUGUCGCCAUCACCAUGAUAUUUGGCCCAAAUGGCCUCACUUAGUAAACAUAACCUCACUGUAGAUGACAAAAUUGGGUUCUCACAAGAACAGCCAUACAGGUGUACACACACAUAUUUACAUGUAACACUUUGUAAAUGUGGCCUAUGCCUGCCUAUCUUAAAGGGUCACGGGGGGGUGGAGCAAUAGGUGGGUUACACUCGGGACAGGUCGACAGUCAAUCACGGGGCUGACACAUAGGAACAGUCAGUUCACACACACAGAAAACCUUCUGGCUGUGAGGCGACGGGCUAUCCAGUGCACCACUGUGCUGCCCUAAUAUUGAGAUCUUUUAAAAUACAGUGUUGUGUGAAGGUAAUGCUCCCACAACACAGACACUAACCUCAUGUCUGUGUAUCACUCCCACUUGAUGACAGUCAUGUAUUCAGACACAUUGUAGUGACUGUCAGAGCUAAUGACACAUUGAAAUACACUCCUCACACAGAUACACAAUUUGAAAGGUAAAUGUAAUCUUGACUACAGUCUGUUGUUUUUGUUACUGUUGUAUAAACAGUGUGAUGUAGGAGUGAUAACACAGUUUACAGUGUUGAUGUUACUGUUGUCCUCAGUAACAGUCCACACUGAUUUAAUUGUCCAAAUCCAAAAGUACAUGAAAAUCAGUGACUAUUUCAGUACCUGGAGAUAAUGUUUGGAGACUGGUGUGUUUUUCUGUCUGCAGUGCACGUUUGAUUGGUUGAGGUGACGUCUUGUGUGAAGCUUUUGGCCCAAACACUCAAGAUACAGUUUUUAUGCAGUUAGACAUAAUGUUUUCAGGUUGUUUGUCCGUCCCAUUCUCAUGAACAAGAUAUCUCAGGAACGCCUCCAGGGAUAUUGUUCAUAUGUAGCACAAGCGUUCACUUGGACUCAACGAUAAACUGAUUAGAAAUUGGCAAGGAAACUAAAAGAGGGAAGAGUCAUUAGGUCACUCUGUAGGACAUGAAUACAAUGGCACAUCAGUGUCAAUCUCUUUUUCCCCAGACAGCAGGUAGUAUUGUGCAUGUUUUUGAUUAUCAAAGACUAAGCAACCUUAAAGCUGUCAAUGAUAUUUAAUAAUACUCAGUAGGGCAAACAUUGGUCAGCUCUCUCCAUAAUGUUUCCUGCUUUUGUCAACAGGUGGUGUUAUUUGCCAACAGUUUGUACGAACCUUUAUCACAUACCUGUAACAUUACUUUUUUUUGUCAGUGAACAAAGUUAGCAUGUGCACUUUGUGUAGCUAAAUGCAAAAUUUGAAUGUUGUCACCAUGACAUAAUGACCCUUCCUUCUUUUAAAAUGUCUGUGUAAUUUGGUGGUCAAAGGUCACUGUGACUUCAUUGAACACGUUUUUGGCCAUAACUUAAGAAUUCAUUCACUAAUUAUGACAAAACUUCACACAAAUGUCUAACAGGAUAAAAUGAUGAAGUGAUAACAUUUUAUAUCCAAAAGGUCAAAGGUCAACUUCACUGUGACAUCAUAAUGUUCUGCAAAAACACUUUUCUGUCCAAUAGUCAGCGCCAUACCUCAGGACGAGAGGGGGACAUUUGGUCAGAUACUGAAUUUGUGACUCAAAUGUUGGGUGUCCACCUUGAAACUGUUCUGAUUGUAUAGAUUUGGGAAAUACCAAAUGUAUUUUAUGAGUCUGGACAGACAUGGUUGAAACUGCAACUUGACGGGUUGGUGAAGGCAUGCUACCGUGAGGUGGUAAUUUUUGUUCACUUGCUCUUCAGUUUACAAUUAUUCAUCAUGUACAUCACUUGCUAAGUUUGUGUAGUUAUUUUUCUCAAAGCGGUGCCAUUAUUGCUGUUUAUUUAAUAAAAGUAGAUUUUAUAUUUAAAUUGAA